Messenger RNA from Lactuca saligna, 732 nucleotides. The record is from the annotation of a GenBank genome assembly. Lineage: Eukaryota; Viridiplantae; Streptophyta; Magnoliopsida; Asterales; Asteraceae.
AUGGAAACGGGAAAGGGAGGAGUCGCUUCACUUUGGCGGGGUCGUCAAAGGGAAACGCGAAGUCCGUUCAAGAAUAAAGAUCAUAACCUGUUAAGAGGAGAGUUCCUUCAUGGAGGUGCAGUUCUUGAUUGCUGCUUUCAUGAUUAUACCUCUGGUUUUAGUGCUAGUGCAGAUAACACUGUCACAAGGCUUGUUUUUGACCACGAAAAGGAGGAUCUUUUGGGACGCCAUGAUGCCCCUGUUCGCUGUAUCGAGUACUCUUAUGCAACGGGGAAAGUGAUUACAGGGAGUUGGGACGAAACUUUGAAGUGUUGGGACCCACGUGGUGGAGGUGCACAGGAGCGUGCAAUGGAUUUUUUUGAUGCAAUGGCACCAAUUAUUUUCUGUUUGCAGACUUGUUCCAUUAGCUGCUUUUGGAUGGGUGAAGAUUAUGAUGAUGAGAAACCAUUGUCUUCAAAAUAUAAUUCCAAGUCCAAAGUGGGAUCAUCUAAUAAUCAUAAACCAGUGGUUCCCAAAGUUCAUCAAAAUGGUUCUGCAUCAAAGGAUAAUAAUCAACUGAGGAAUAUUGGGUUGAAUAAGAGACCACCAGAUGAGGAAAGAUCUGCUUCUGUUAAAAAGCCAAAGCUUUCUGAUUUUGUAACCCCUAUCAACCACAAACCAGUUGCAACAAUGUUUUCAGUGAUGUUUGACACAGAUUACAUGGCCAAACCUCAGUUCAAAGACAAUUUCUAG